This is a messenger RNA of Bipolaris sorokiniana ND90Pr, 2168 nucleotides long. RefSeq lists its product as uncharacterized. Gene Ontology annotation, biological process: transmembrane transport. Bases 284 to 1783 code for a protein of 499 amino acids. NCBI's taxonomy places the organism in Eukaryota, Fungi, Ascomycota, Dothideomycetes, Pleosporales, Pleosporaceae. The record is from RefSeq and is a predicted model, not a curated record. Gene Ontology annotation, cellular component: membrane. The transcript has 2 exons. Gene Ontology annotation, molecular function: transmembrane transporter activity.
AGCGGAUACACCAGGGCAGGCGUGUUGAUGUAACUCCACGGCGAGAGAGGUUGCACGACUGACUGACUAGCAGGUUGGAUGAUACGGAUUGUGAUCUGAUCGGUCGUACAAAAAGGUUGCUACUUCCCAAUGCCUUGAUUCUUCUUCCCAUCGUCGCGUUUCGUGGUGUUCUUCUUUCCUUCUUGGUUCAUUACCACCCCAACCUGUUGGACCCUCGUCUCGAGGACAACUUGAAUCCGCAUCCUACAACCCCGCCAUUACAAUCGCGCAGGUCGAGAAAAAAAUGUCGGAGAACCAGGACCCGGAGUUGGCGAAGGGUGAUGCCCUUAAAGUUACUGCUUCGGCUUCAUCGUCCAAACAUCCGGUUCCUGUCGAAGGCACAACACAACACCUCCCCACCUACGAACACGAAAAGGCUUUAACAUGGAAACUCGAUAUCCGCAUCUUGCCGAUGCUAGCUGUGAUGUACUUGUUCAAUGCUCUUGACAAGGGCAACCUAGGUAAUGCCAAAACGGAUGGUAUGGAUAAAGACUUGCAUUUCAAGGGGAAUCAGUAUAAUAUCAUGCUGAGCAUCUUUUACGUGCCAUACGUAAUUUUUGCACCCCCCGUUGGCAUGCUGGGAAAGAAGUACGGUCCGCACCGUGUACUACCGAUUAUGAUGUUUUCUUUUGGCAGUGCAACGUUGUUGGCUGCCAGUGUGCAUAAUUGGAGUGGCAUGAUGGCGUUGCGAUGGUUUUUGGGAAUGGCAGAGAGCGCCUUUUUCCCUCUAGUCAUCUACUAUCUGACCACUUUCUACCGCCGUGGCGAACUCGCACGACGCCUUGCUAUUUUCUACGCUGCUUCGAACAUUGCGAAUGCGUUCUCUGGACUCCUCGCUUUCGGCGUAUUUCAAAUUGAGUCGAAAUUAGAUUCCUGGAGAUAUCUGUUCAUUAUUGAGGGCUCUCUCACAGUUCUUUUUUCCUUCUUCGCAUACUGGUAUCUCCCCAAGAAUGCGUACGAAGCCAAGUUUCUCAACGAAGCGGAGAAAGAACUGGCCUUCACCCGUAUUCAGAUUGACUCUUCGUCCGUCGUCAACCAAGAGUUCAACCUGAAAGACGCACUCGGCAUUUUCAAGGAACCGUCGACAUACGGAUUUCUCCUCAUUGAAAUCUGCCUUGGUGUACCCUUGCAAUCGGUAUCGCUCUUCUUGCCGCAGAUCGUGGGUAGAUUGGGCUACGACAAGAUCAAGACAAACCUUUACACAGUCGCACCAAACGUCGUCGGUGCCUGUGUUCUCCUCAUCCUGGCCUUUGCCUCAGAUUAUACGCGUCUUCGGUCCCCCUUCAUCGCCCUCGGCUUCCUCCUGACUUUCAUCGGCUUCAUCAUCUAUGCCACCAUUGAUGUCGAGCACUCGCUUACUGUCGCCUACUAUGCCUGCUUCAUGAUGACGUGGGGAACAUCUGCGCCUUCAGUGCUGCUCUCUACAUGGUACAACAACAACGUCGCAGACGAGAACCGACGUGUGACACUUACCUCUGUUGGUGUGCCGCUGGCAAACUUGAUGGGCGUUGUUAGCUCGAACAUCUUCAGACCUCAGGAUGCGCCAGCGUACAUUCCAGCGCUGGCCACAACGGCGGCGUUUGGGGCCACAGGCUGCUUGUGUGCGGUGCUGUUGGGCACGUAUAUGAUGAUUGAUAACAAGAGGAGGAAUGCUCGCCAGGGCGUCAAUCUCACCGCCAAAGACGUAUCGACAGAGAAAUUGAGAGAUGGACCAAAGAACCCAGAAUUCAGAUGGUUCUUGUAAGAUUUGCUUGUGGGCUUCAAUGGGAAAAGUUUCAAUCGCGAAUUAUUUAGACGGGACAUAAAACCUAGUGUGCAAAGACAAAUUGUUCUACAUGUAGAUAAUACGGUGUAAAAAAGAAUGCUGUACGUCGAACAAGAAAUCGUGUACAUUGCGAGCUUGAGCCAGGGGACGGAAAUGCUCCUGAAGCCACCGUGCCUGACAUGGUCACGCGUCCCCCGGUUCCCCGAAUAAGCACGAGACAAGCGCGGAGGCUAGCGCAUUGUCGUGUCUGCCUUGCCGCCAACUUGGCUCAGCAAGUACAGGAUGGGAAACGUAGAAUGACGGAACAUGAUCAGACUAUAUGCUACACGGCUACAAGAACAUGGACAAUCGUGGAUGAAUAGAC